This is a messenger RNA of Fusarium falciforme, 660 nucleotides long. RefSeq lists its product as hypothetical. The coding region runs from base 1 to 660 and encodes 219 amino acids. NCBI's taxonomy places the organism in Eukaryota, Fungi, Ascomycota, Sordariomycetes, Hypocreales, Nectriaceae. The transcript has a single exon. The record is from RefSeq and is a predicted model, not a curated record.
AUGCUUCUCAACGCCGUUCUUGUCAACGCCUUACUGGCGAUGACUUCUGUCUCAGCUCUUCCUAGUCCCAACACCAAGCAUUCAAAGCUUGCCGUUCGUGGUGACGACUACGACGAUGGCUAUGAUGACGGAUAUGGCUUCAAGGUCAAAGUCCGCGACGAUGAUGAUGACGACGGCGACGACGACGAUGAUAAGAAGCUGAGAGUCCGUGGUGGUGACUACAAUGACUACGACGACGACGAUGAUGAUGAUGAUGACGAUGAUUAUUACUCCAGAAAGGUCCGUCGUGACGAUGACGAUGAUGGAGACGAUGACGACGACGACGACGAUGAUGAUGAUGAUGAUGAUAAGAAGCGAAAGUUGAAGGUCCGCGGCGGGGACUACAACGACAACGACGACUACGAUGAUGACUACGACAACGACUACAAGUCCGACAAGAAGAUGAAGUUGAAGCCUCGCAUCAUCCCCCAGAACUGUGGUCUCGGUGCCUACUUUGGAAACGGACGAUGCAUCUGCCGAACAGUCGGUUGGAUUUACGACCCCGUCUUCCGCGGAUGUCAUCUCGACUGCGGUCCUACUGCUUUCUGGAGGGGUAACAGCUGCUUCUGUCGCCAGCCCGGUUUCCGCUGGGAUCUCCGAAGCCGUCGCUGCAUUCGCUAG